Messenger RNA from Closterium sp. Yama58-4, 9060 nucleotides. Lineage: Eukaryota; Viridiplantae; Streptophyta; Zygnematophyceae; Desmidiales; Closteriaceae. The record is from the annotation of a GenBank genome assembly.
AUGGCCUUCGCUCCUGUGUCGGGGCAAGGCGCGAAGAAGAAGAAAUCGAAAUCGUUCGGAUUUGAGAGCAUGGGUCUGAGUGCCGCCGUGUAUCGCGCGGUGCGGCGCAAGGGCUACCAGGUGCCGACCCCAAUCCAGCGGCGAACGCUGCCGCUGGUGCUGGCGGGGCAGGACGUGGUUGCCAUGGCGCGCACCGGUUCCGGCAAAACGGCGGCGUUUCUCAUCCCCAUGAUCGAACGGCUCAAGGCGCACUCGAACACGGCCGGGAUCCGCGCCGUUAUUCUCUCGCCUACGAGAGAGCUGGCCCUACAGACGUUCAAGUUCACCAAGGAGUUGGGGAAAUUCACUGACCUGCGAGCGGCUGUGCUGGUGGGGGGAGACAGCAUGGAGGGGCAAUUUGAGGCACUCUCCCGCAAUCCGGACAUUCUCGUCGCGACACCUGGCAGGCUGAUGCAUCAUCUUGCUGAGGUGGAGGGUAUGAGCCUGAAAUCCGUGGAGUAUGUUGUUUUUGACGAGGCUGACCGGCUUUUUGAGAUGGGGUUUGCGGUCCAGCUGAAGGAGAUUUUGCGCGGGAUGCCCGAGUCGCGCCAGACGCUGCUUUUUUCGGCCACGCUGCCCAAGAUGCUCGCGGAGUUCGCCCGGGCAGGUUUGAGGGAGCCGCAGCUGAUCCGAUUGGAUACAGAGACAAAGCUCAGCCCGGAUCUGGCGCUCUGUUUUUUCACGACGAUUAUAUUCGUGGCCACAAAGCAUCAUGCUGAGCUGUUACACGAAGUGUUACAAUCCGAGCGGUUACCUUCUUCGGUUGUUUACGGUGCCAUGGACCAAACUGCUCGAAAAAUCCACAUUGCUAAGUUCCGGGCAGGCAGAACAUCUCUCCUCAUUGUGACCGACGUCGCUGCCCGAGGCAUCGACAUCCCUCUCCUCGACAACGUCAUAAAUUUUGACUUCCCGCCCAAGCCAAAACUUUUCGUGCAUCGGGCAGGCCGGGCAGCGCGCGCGGGCCGUUCGGGCACGGCAUAUUCUUUUUUCACGGCAGAAGAGCUGCCCUUCGUGCUCGACCUGCACCUCUUCCUCUCCAAACCAAUCCGCCCGGCGCCGCUAGAAGACGAGAUCGAGGCGACAGGUGGCGCGAGCCUAUUGGCUGCGAGGGAAGCGCAGGAGCGGGGGGAAACAGUCUACGGCAGAUACAUCCAAACCGAGCUGGACCGUUAUUUGGAGCGGUUGAGAGAGUUGGAGAGCUCUAGUAUGGCGGUGGGGAUGCUGCAGAAGGUGGCUGGAAAGGCCAUGAAGCUGUAUCUGAGAACACGGCCGGCGGCUUCGAACGAGAGUGCGAAGAGGAGCAAGGCGCUGGCAGGCAGGGAGGGCGUGCACCUGCUGCUGAGGGACCGCGUGGGCGGGCUGGAGUCGGCUGCUGCUGCUUUUGCUGAGCAUCUUAAGAAGUUCAGGCCGAAGCAGACAGUCCUAGAGCUCGAGGCAGAAGCAGCCACAGCAAAGAAGAAAGUGGGCCCCAUAGCAGCGGGGUUGGACGUGAUGCGAGCCAAGAGGGAGGCGCACCAGACAGCCAUCAGCAAGCGGCGAGGCAUGCUCGGGGAGGAGGGCAGGGAGGUGUGGGGCCAUGGGGUGGGGGAGGAGGGGGAGGAGGAUGAUGAGGAGGUAGGAGGAGAGGGAGAGGUGGAGGAGGGCGAGGAAGGAGAAGAGGGAGAAGAGGGAGAGGAGGGAGAGGAGGAUGAGGAGGACGCGGAGGGGGAGGAUGAUGAAUUUGAUGGUGUUUUGGAGGGAGACGAGGGAGAGGAUGAAGGGGAAGAGGGUGAGGACGAGGAUGAAUUGGUGGAGACGGGUGAUGGUUUUGAUAGAAAGGGGAGGUUCGAGGCAGAGGUGUUGGACUUAGCGCCUGAUGAUGGUGAAGGGGCGCAAAAGAGAAAGGCAGUGUUCCACUGGGAUAAGAAGAGCAAGAAGUACAUCAAGCUGAAUCCCGGGGAGACGCUGGGCCCAUCUGGCAAGGUGCGCACGGAGAGCGGAGCCAAGGUCAGUGCGGGCAGCAAGGGCAUCUACAAGCGGUGGAAGGAGAAGACGCACAUGCGCGUGGGCGGCAGAGGGCCACGUGGCGGUGGCUCAUUGGACGCUGGUGACGAUGCUGACGGAUGUGGCAUGGGUGGGAUGUGGCAUGGGUGGGAUGUGGCAUGGGUGGGAUGUGGCAUGGGGGAUGUGGCAUGGGUGGGAUGUGGCAUGGGUGGGAUGUGGCAUGGGUGGGAUGUGGCAUGGGUGGGAUGUGGCAUGGGUGGGAUGUGGCAUGGGUGGGAUGUGGCAUGGGUGGGAUGUGGCAUGGGUGGGAUGUGGCAUGGGUGGGAUGUGGCAUGGGUGGGAUGUGGCAUGGGUGGGAUGUGGCAUGGGUGGGAUGUGGCAUGGGUGGGAUGUGGCAUGGGUGGGAUGUGGCAUGGGUGGGAUGUGGCAUGGGUGGGAUGUGGCAUGGGUGGGAUGUGGCAUGGGUGGGAUGUGGCAUGGGUGGGAUGUGGCAUGGGUGGGAUGUGGCAUGGGUGGGAUGUGGCAUGGGUGGGAUGUGGCAUGGGUGGGAUGUGGCAUGGGUGGGAUGUGGCAUGGGUGGGAUGUGGCAUGGGUGGGAUGUGGCAUGGGUGGGAUGUGGCAUGGGUGGGAUGUGGCAUGGGUGGGAUGUGGCAUGGGUGGGAUGUGGCAUGGGUGGGAUGUGGCAUGGGUGGGAUGUGGCAUGGGUGGGAUGUGGCAUGGGUGGGAUGUGGCAUGGGUGGGAUGUGGCAUGGGUGGGAUGUGGCAUGGGUGGGAUGUGGCAUGGGUGGGAUGUGGCAUGGGUGGGAUGUGGCAUGGGUGGGAUGUGGCAUGGGUGGGAUGUGGCAUGGGUGGGAUGUGGCAUGGGUGGGAUGUGGCAUGGGUGGGAUGUGGCAUGGGUGGGAUGUGGCAUGGGUGGGAUGUGGCAUGGGUGGGAUGUGGCAUGGGUGGGAUGUGGCAUGGGUGGGAUGUGGCAUGGGUGGGAUGUGGCAUGGGUGGGAUGUGGCAUGGGUGGGAUGUGGCAUGGGUGGGAUGUGGCAUGGGUGGGAUGUGGCAUGGGUGGGAUGUGGCAUGGGUGGGAUGUGGCAUGGGUGGGAUGUGGCAUGGGUGGGAUGUGGCAUGGGUGGGAUGUGGCAUGGGUGGGAUGUGGCAUGGGUGGGAUGUGGCAUGGGUGGGAUGUGGCAUGGGUGGGAUGUGGCAUGGGUGGGAUGUGGCAUGGGUGGGAUGUGGCAUGGGUGGGAUGUGGCAUGGGUGGGAUGUGGCAUGGGUGGGAUGUGGCAUGGGUGGGAUGUGGCAUGGGUGGGAUGUGGCAUGGGUGGGAUGUGGCAUGGGUGGGAUGUGGCAUGGGUGGGAUGUGGCAUGGGUGGGAUGUGGCAUGGGUGGGAUGUGGCAUGGGUGGGAUGUGGCAUGGGUGGGAUGUGGCAUGGGUGGGAUGUGGCAUGGGUGGGAUGUGGCAUGGGUGGGAUGUGGCAUGGGUGGGAUGUGGCAUGGGUGGGAUGUGGCAUGGGUGGGAUGUGGCAUGGGUGGGAUGUGGCAUGGGUGGGAUGUGGCAUGGGUGGGAUGUGGCAUGGGUGGGAUGUGGCAUGGGUGGGAUGUGGCAUGGGUGGGAUGUGGCAUGGGUGGGAUGUGGCAUGGGUGGGAUGUGGCAUGGGUGGGAUGUGGCAUGGGUGGGAUGUGGCAUGGGUGGGAUGUGGCAUGGGUGGGAUGUGGCAUGGGUGGGAUGUGGCAUGGGUGGGAUGUGGCAUGGGUGGGAUGUGGCAUGGGUGGGAUGUGGCAUGGGUGGGAUGUGGCAUGGGUGGGAUGUGGCAUGGGUGGGAUGUGGCAUGGGUGGGAUGUGGCAUGGGUGGGAUGUGGCAUGGGUGGGAUGUGGCAUGGGUGGGAUGUGGCAUGGGUGGGAUGUGGCAUGGGUGGGAUGUGGCAUGGGUGGGAUGUGGCAUGGGUGGUAUGUGGCAUGGGUGGGAUGUGGCAUGGGUGGGAUGUGGCAUGGGUGGGAUGUGGCAUGGGUGGUAUGUGGCAUGGGUGGGAUGUGGCAUGGGUGGAUGUGGCAUGGGUGGGAUGUGGCAUGGGUGGUAUGUGGCAUGGGUGGGAUGUGGCAUGGGUGGGAUGUGGCAUGGGUGGGAUGUGGCAUGGGUGGGAUGUGGCAUGGGUGGGAUGUGGCAUGGGUGGGAUGUGGCAUGGGUGGGAUGUGGCAUGGGUGGGAUGUGGCAUGGGUGGGAUGUGGCAUGGGUGGGAUGUGGCAUGGGUGGGAUGUGGCAUGGGUGGGAUGUGGCAUGGGUGGGAUGUGGCAUGGGUGGGAUGUGGCAUGGGUGGGAUGUGGCAUGGGUGGGAUGUGGCAUGGGUGGGAUGUGGCAUGGGUGGGAUGUGGCAUGGGUGGUAUGUGGCAUGGGUGGGAUGUGGCAUGGGUGGUAUGUGGCAUGGGUGGGAUGUGGCAUGGGUGGGAUGUGGCAUGGGUGGGAUGUGGCAUGGGUGGGAUGUGGCAUGGGUGGGAUGUGGCAUGGGUGGGAUGUGGCAUGGGUGGGAUGUGGCAUGGGUGGGAUGUGGCAUGGGUGGGAUGUGGCAUGGGUGGAUGUGGCAUGGGUGGGAUGUGGCAUGGGUGGGUAUGUGGCAUGGGUGGGAUGUGGCAUGGGUGGGAUGUGGCAUGGGUGGGAUGUGGCAUGGGUGGGAUGUGGCAUGGGUGGGAUGUGGCAUGGGUGGGAUGUGGCAUGGGUGGGAUGUGGCAUGGGUGGGAUGUGGCAUGGGUGGGAUGUGGCAUGGGUGGGAUGUGGCAUGGGUGGGAUGUGGCAUGGGUGGGAUGUGGCAUGGGUGGGAUGUGGCAUGGGUGGGAUGUGGCAUGGGUGGGAUGUGGCAUGGGUGGGAUGUGGCAUGGGUGGGAUGUGGCAUGGGUGGGAUGUGGCAUGGGUGGGAUGUGGCAUGGGUGGGAUGUGGCAUGGGUGGGAUGUGGCAUGGGUGGGAUGUGGCAUGGGUGGGAUGUGGCAUGGGUGGGAUGUGGCAUGGGUGGGAUGUGGCAUGGGUGGGAUGUGGCAUGGGUGGGAUGUGGCAUGGGUGGGAUGUGGCAUGGGUGGGAUGUGGCAUGGGUGGGAUGUGGCAUGGGUGGGAUGUGGCAUGGGUGGGAUGUGGCAUGGGUGGGUAUGUGGCAUGGGUGGGAUGUGGCAUGGGUGGGAUGUGGCAUGGGUGGGAUGUGGCAUGGGUGGGAUGUGGCAUGGGUGGGAUGUGGCAUGGGUGGGAUGUGGCAUGGGUGGGAUGUGGCAUGGGUGGGAUGUGGCAUGGGUGGGAUGUGGCAUGGGUGGGAUGUGGCAUGGGUGGGAUGUGGCAUGGGUGGGAUGUGGCAUGGGUGGGAUGUGGCAUGGGUGGGAUGUGGCAUGGGUGGGAUGUGGCAUGGGUGGGAUGUGGCAUGGGUGGGAUGUGGCAUGGGUGGGAUGUGGCAUGGGUGGGAUGUGGCAUGGGUGGGAUGUGGCAUGGGUGGGAUGUGGCAUGGGUGGGAUGUGGCAUGGGUGGGAUGUGGCAUGGGUGGGAUGUGGCAUGGGUGGGAUGUGGCAUGGGUGGGAUGUGGCAUGGGUGGGAUGUGGCAUGGGUGGGAUGUGGCAUGGGUGGGAUGUGGCAUGGGUGGGAUGUGGCAUGGGUGGUAUGUGGCAUGGGUGGGAUGUGGCAUGGGUGGGAUGUGGCAUGGGUGGGAUGUGGCAUGGGUGGGAUGUGGCAUGGGUGGGAUGUGGCAUGGGUGGGAUGUGGCAUGGGUGGGAUGUGGCAUGGGUGGGAUGUGGCAUGGGUGGGAUGUGGCAUGGGUGGGAUGUGGCAUGGGUGGAUGUGGCAUGGGUGGGAUGUGGCAUGGGUGGGAUGUGGCAUGGGUGGGAUGUGGCAUGGGUGGGAUGUGGCAUGGGUGGGAUGUGGCAUGGGUGGGAUGUGGCAUGGGUGGGAUGUGGCAUGGGUGGGAUGUGGCAUGGGUGGGAUGUGGCAUGGGUGGGAUGUGGCAUGGGUGGGAUGUGGCAUGGGUGGGAUGUGGCAUGGGUGGGAUGUGGCAUGGGUGGGAUGUGGCAUGGGUGGGAUGUGGCAUGGGUGGGAUGUGGCAUGGGUGGGAUGUGGCAUGGGUGGGAUGUGGCAUGGGUGGGAUGUGGCAUGGGUGGGAUGUGGCAUGGGUGGGAUGUGGCAUGGGUGGGAUGUGGCAUGGGUGGGAUGUGGCAUGGGUGGGAUGUGGCAUGGGUGGGAUGUGGCAUGGGUGGGAUGUGGCAUGGGUGGGAUGUGGCAUGGGUGGGAUGUGGCAUGGGUGGGAUGUGGCAUGGGUGGGAUGUGGCAUGGGUGGUAUGUGGCAUGGGUGGGAUGUGGCAUGGGUGGGAUGUGGCAUGGGUGGGAUGUGGCAUGGGUGGGAUGUGGCAUGGGUGGUAUGUGGCAUGGGUGGGAUGUGGCAUGGGUGGGAUGUGGCAUGGGUGGGAUGUGGCAUGGGGGGGUGGGAUGUGGCAUGGGUGGGAUGUGGCAUGGGAGGGAUGUGGCAUGGGUGGGAUGUGGCAUGGGUGGGAUGUGGCAUGGGUGGGAUGUGGCAUGGGUGGGAUGUGGCAUGGGUGGGAUGUGGCAUGGGUGGGAUGUGGCAUGGGUGGGAUGUGGCAUGGGUGGGAUGUGGCAUGGGUGGGAUGUGGCAUGGGUGGGAUGUGGCAUGGGUGGGAUGUGGCAUGGGUGGGAUGUGGCAUGGGUGGGAUGUGGCAUGGGUGGGAUGUGGCAUGGGUGGGAUGUGGCAUGGGUGGUAUGUGGCAUGGGUGGGAUGUGGCAUGGGGUGGGAUGUGGCAUGGGUGGGAUGUGGCAUGGGUGGGAUGUGGCAUGGGUGGGAUGUUUCAUGGGUGGUAUGUGGCAUGGGUGGGAUGUGGCAUGGGUGGGAUGUGGCAUGGGUGGGAUGUGGCAUGGGUGGGAUGUGGCAUGGGUGGGAUGUGGCAUGGGUGGGAUGUGGCAUGGGUGGGAUGUGGCAUGGGUGGUAUGUGGCAUGGGUGGGAUGUGGCAUGGGUGGGAUGUGGCAUGGGUGGGAUGUGGCAUGGGUGGUAUGUGGCAUGGGUGGGAUGUGGCAUGGGUGGGAUGUGGCAUGGGUGGGAUGUGGCAUGGGUGGGAUGUGGCAUGGGUGGGAUGUGGCAUGGGUGGGAUGUGGCAUGGGUGGGAUGUGGCAUGGGUGGGAUGUGGCAUGGGUGGUAUGUGGCAUGGGUGGGAUGUGGCAUGGGUGGGAUGUGGCAUGGGUGGGAUGUGGCAUGGGUGGGAUGUGGCAUGGGUGGGAUGUGGCAUGGGUGGGAUGUGGCAUGGGUGGGAUGUGGCAUGGGUGGUAUGUGGCAUGGGGGGGGAUGUGGCAUGGGUGGGAUGUGGCAUGGGUGGGAUGUGGCAUGGGUGGGAUGUGGCAUGGGUGGGAUGUUUCAUGGGUGGUAUGUGGCAUGGGUGGGAUGUGGCAUGGGUGGGAUGUGGCAUGGGUGGGAUGUGGCAUGGGUGGGAUGUGGCAUGGGUGGGAUGUGGCAUGGGUGGUAUGUGGCAUGGGUGGGAUGUGGCAUGGGUGGGAUGUGGCAUGGGUGGGAUGUGGCAUGGGUGGGAUGUGGCAUGGGUGGUAUGUGGCAUGGGUGGGAUGUGGCAUGGGUGGGAUGUGGCAUGGGUGGGAUGUGGCAUGGGUGGGAUGUGGCAUGGGUGGGAUGUGGCAUGGGUGGGAUGUGGCAUGGGUGGGAUGUGGCAUGGGUGGGAUGUGGCAUGGGUGGGAUGUGGCAUGGGUGGGAUGUGGCAUGGGUGGGAUGUGGCAUGGGUGGGAUGUGGCAUGGGUGGGAUGUGGCAUGGGUGGGAUGUGGCAUGGGUGGGAUGUGGCAUGGGUGGGAUGUGGCAUGGGUGGGAUGUGGCAUGGGUGGUAUGUGGCAUGGGUGGGAUGUGGCAUGGGUGGGAUGUGGCAUGGGUGGGAUGUGGCAUGGGUGGUGUGUGGCAUGGGUGGGAUGUGGCAUGGGUGGGAUGUGGCAUGGGUGGUAUGUGGCAUGGGUGGGAUGUGGCAUGGGUGCUCACAUCUCUGGUCUUGGCAAGAUGGUGGUCCUGUCAGCUGCAAUCAUCAGCAAGACGGGAAAAGGCAUGUUAAUAAAUCCGCAAGCGAUUGACCUGUCACCCCCCACCCCCCGUCCGCAGUCAGAUCCCUCCCCAACGUUCAAUCACACUUCGUUCCCCCCUUCCCUGCGUUCAAACCACACACCCCGCACCCCCUCCUCCGUCACCACAGGGCGGGGGGCGGGCGGAAGCCUGGCGGCGCCGGUCCAAGGGCAUGGGCAUGAAGCUGGGCAAGUCGACCAAGACGAACCAGUUCCUCGAGUCCCUCAAGGCGGAGGCGAGGUCAUCGUCGAGGAGGUCCUGUCCACCCGCGGGGCCGGGUGUGGCGGGAGCAGCGGGCGCGCAGGCGGCGUUCGGCGACGGAUCCGAUCACGAUCCGGGUGGAGGAGAAGCUGGUGGUGGUGUGGAAGCGCGACGGGCGGGCUGGAGAACAUGGAGGUGCAGGGCACCAUGGCGCUCACCGUGCUCAAGGAGGACGACGCCUUCAUCCGCAUCCAGAUCGACGGCGGGCAUGACAAGAGCUUUCAAUCAAGACGCAUCCGAACAUUGACAAGGCACUGUACGGCAUCCAAGGACGAAACCGUUGUGCCCAUCAGCAUCAACUGCUGGCCAUCGGUGUCAGGUGCAGACACAUACGUGAACAUAGAGUACGAGGCCACACAGGCAUUCGACCUGCGCCACGUGUGGUCGAGAUCCCGCUGCCGGCUCUGCGUGAGGCGCCCCACGCUCAAGGACUACGAUGGCGAGCCCAGGUAUAUGAUUCGAGGAGAUCCGUGUUGGAGUGGUGCAUCGACCCUCAUUGACAACUCCAACCGCAAUGGGUCAAUGGAGUUUGUGGUGCCGGCCACCAACCCCGAUGUCUUCUUCCCCAUUGAAGUGCGCUUCACAUCCGCCAAGACCUUCUGCGACGUCAAGGUGGUAUCUGUGACUCAAGCAAGCAGUGGCCAACCAGUCAAGUUUGCAGGGAGAACACAGAUGAGUGUGGAAAGCUACCAAGUCGUGUAG